This is a messenger RNA of Guillardia theta CCMP2712, 1518 nucleotides long. RefSeq lists its product as hypothetical. The transcript has 5 exons. Bases 43 to 1518 code for a protein of 491 amino acids. Gene Ontology annotation, molecular function: ATP binding; protein kinase activity. Gene Ontology annotation, biological process: protein phosphorylation. NCBI's taxonomy places the organism in Eukaryota, Cryptophyceae, Pyrenomonadales, Geminigeraceae. The record is from RefSeq and is a predicted model, not a curated record.
GCAUCCAAUCGGUUGGAUUCUUCUGGUGAACUCUUCCUCAAGAUGUGUGCCACCUUCAACCUUGAGAGUCCGACCAUUCUAGCGGCACAGGAGCAUUACGCUUCCGUCAUGCAGGCUCUUAGUGAUUACACACCUGCGCCUGAACAAAUUGAGAAUGGUAUCAAUGGUUCAGAAAAGGAAGUUAAUGGCGCGACCCAAGGUGGUUGUUGUUGUGAGGAAAUUGUUCAACCUGCUGGAAAGAGUGCGUGUAGCGAUGGCCCGUCUACAUAUCGGACUAUGUCAACAUGCUGUCAAGAAGUCGUAAAGCUUCGGUCGAAAAAGAGAGAUUCGGCUUUCAUAGAGGUCGGAGAACUUGUACAGAGGCUGAGUAAGGUUUGUAUGUCCCAGUUUAUGGCCAACAUUCGAAAGAGAGUGCGCGAAACAGUGCCCAAUCUUGUCGGUGUGCAGCAACCAGCCCCACAAAAGUGGAAGCUAGGUCGAAUUCUCGGUUCUGGGGCAUUUGGAGAGUGUAGAUUGGCUAUUUGUCAAGACACAGGAAUGUUGUUUGCUGUGAAAUCUGUAGCGCUCAAAGGUUCACACAAAGAGAUCUCGAGUACAUUGACGUCCCUUCAAAGAGAGAUUGGGGUUUUGCGUGGAAUGGCUCAUCCUCAUGUGGUGGAAGUUUAUGGAGUCUCGAUAAAUAUUUCUAUGGAAUUCAUGGAAGGUGGAUCGCUGGCCAAGUUGGUGGAAGAGUUUGGACCCCUCUCAGAAGGCUUGGCUGCAUUCUAUGCUAAGCAAAUUAUUAUUGGCCUUGAAUACUUGCACGUUCAUGGCAUCAUCCAUGGCGACAUAAAGCCAGCAAACUGCCUCUUAGACAAGAACGGGGUCUUGAAAUUGUCCGACUUCGGAUGUGCGCAGAUUGUGGGAUGUGACAGGGUUGGAGGACUGAAGAAUCUAGAGGGCACACCCAGUUACAUGGCACCUGAAGUCAUUCGGAAGAAGGCAUACAGUCCGAAGGCAGAUAUUUGGGCCCUGGGGUUGACGGUGUUGGAAAUCAUGACGGGGGUUGCGAGUUAUGACGCAUCCAACCCAUUCACCGUCAUGUUCCUCGUCGGUCGUGGCGUUGAGCCGAAGGUUCCUGAUACGCUUGGUAAGGAGGCCCAAAAUUUUGUUUCGGAUUGCUGCCGUGCUUCAGCUAUACUUCGACCAACAGCAUCGCAACUCUUGUCAAACCCAUUCAUUCUGCAUGCAAACCAGGAUGCCGCUGAGAAGUAUCGCAAUACGGAAAAAAUCCUGAAUGUUGCCAUGCUUCGUCUCAUGGCGUCGAUCUGUGGAAGUGAACCUGCCAGUCAUAACAGGGCAAUUUUACCUCCUCCGCGAAAUGUGGAACUGAUAACUGCAGUCGAAGACGUUGAAAUCGAAAACAGUGAUCUUCCGAUGAGUGUUACCACCAGAGUGGCAUUGAGCUCUCUGCUUAACCAGGGUCAGGUUGUUCAGUUAGAAUCAGACUCUCCGAAAGGUCAAGAUCAAACAACAUGA